Acaulospora morrowiae is the source of this 798-nucleotide messenger RNA. Lineage: Eukaryota; Fungi; Glomeromycota; Glomeromycetes; Diversisporales; Acaulosporaceae. The record is from the annotation of a GenBank genome assembly.
AUGAUCGCAAUCUCGCAUGUCGGAAUUCGGACAGUAUUUUUCUCGGGUUUAUGGUUAUUCGUGAUCAUUGCUUUCUUUCACGUCUUUUACCGCGAAGAUCUCGCGAGUAACUCGGGACAAACGGAUUCCCUGUUAGAUACAAAAACGACGAUAAUGGUCACACCGUCACAACAACAAUUCAAGGAUGUCAAAGUCCGUGUCCACAGAGAGUUCAUCAUUGAUCCCGAUGAAAGAUUUUUAGCUUAUUUCGCCCACAGCGGAUUUCACAAUCAACGUGUGGCACUAGCAAAUGCAAUGUUGCUUGCUAAAAUAUUGAAUCGUACAUUGUUGAUGCCGCCGAUAUUAUUCGGGCCACCCAUUCCGUGGGUAAGAUUUGACAAGCUGUACGAAAAAUUGCUCGUGUCCACCAAAAUGGGCCUGGAACAUUGUUGGAAAAUACCGGAUCAGAUUCCAUUACCAGCCGAAUGUUUAAAUUAUUUUUCAUCCACGACCGUAUCCUGGGACUUCUUAUUUGACAUGGAGCCUAUCAGAGAAUGGCACAAGAUCAUAGAUCGAUGGGAACCUUCCUAUGGAUGGUUGAGUCAGAAUCUUCGCGUUAGUCUGGAUGAAGAUUUUCAUUUCAUAAAGGACACCACAUUGUUCGACUAUCGAAUCCAUGAUUCAUCGUUCGCUUCGCCGCAAAAUGUGAAAUACAAGAGGAGACUUGACAUCAAAAAAUUGGAGGAAAUUGACAAGAAAGUGUUACACCUGGGUUCCCUUUUCGGGUUACACAGAGUGACGGUCGAGAAACCGGAUAGC